Molecule: messenger RNA, 3301 nt
Organism: Nicotiana tabacum (common tobacco)
Lineage: Eukaryota; Viridiplantae; Streptophyta; Magnoliopsida; Solanales; Solanaceae
Product: ABC transporter G family member 22
Biological process (GO): transmembrane transport
Cellular component (GO): membrane
Molecular function (GO): ATP binding; ATP hydrolysis activity; ABC-type transporter activity
Source: RefSeq, a predicted model, not a curated record
AAAAAAGAAAUAGGUUCACAUAAAUUGAAACGGAUGGAGUAUAUUAUAACAAUGUUGUUAUAUGUAAUUGUUUCAGGAACUUGCAUCAUUUCUUCAUUGUCAUUUAAAUUUUAUUAGAUGGUGUCACAAAAGUCAAAAAUUACAAAAGUUUAAAGUUAAAAAAUAAGAAAGGAAAACAGUGAGACUUAUUAAUUAUGAAAGAAGUUUGGCCAGAUUCCCACUCAUAUCUAUAAUGGAAAUCCAUAAAAUUGUCACUCUCCACAACUGUCAAUAUAGAGCCACAUGUAUGGCCAUUGUUUGUUCAAAUUGUAGAACGUAAACAAAGUGGACCUGUUAUGGGAUUUCGUUUUAAGUCUUAUCAUGGUGCCCACUUUGUCUGUACAAUACUUUGAUAGAGGUUGAGUGGGAUAUAUAGCACUCAGUGAAGCAAAACCCAAGGCAAUUAAUAUUCUCAUAAAAAAGAAAACUAUAAUUCAACAAUAAAAAGGAAUCACGUAUCAAAAUGCUUAAUAUCAUGGACUGACAAAUACACCCUAAACCUUAGCAAUUUAUAAAUUCUUUGGAAAACCUAUUUGCAUUUUAGGUCCCAUAAUGGUUACGAAAUUGUGACGAAGUAACUUAUCUGCAACAUUUGUUCCUCUCUUAAAUCUUGACAAAGAGCAAUACCAACUCCAUAAUACACCACAUUUCACUUGCUUUUACUUAAAAUACUCGUCCCAUGCCCUUAGUGUCACCCCAUCCUUUGCUUAUAUAACUUCGAAUAUUAAUAGCACCUAUAGCACCUCUGUGUAUGCAUGCUCGUCUUCAGUUUUCGUAUCAAUCUAGUUUGAUGUACAGUUGAAAUGCACCAUUGUUAUUGUAAACUAUAUCCUUAGAAUUAAGAACGAAAAUCAAAAGAUAAAUUAGAAUAAUAAUCCAGGAGAAACAAAGUGUGCUUAAGAAGCAGAGAUUACUUUGAAUCUAGACUGGAAAAAAAAGGAAGAAUAAAAAGGGUAUUUUGCUAUUACAAGUUAAUGUGAGUAGUAAAGCGGUAAGCAAGAGGGGUUGCUAUGAUGGUAAACAACCUCCACUUCCAACCAAGAGGUUGUGAGUUCGAGUCUCCCCAAGAGCAAGGUGGGAAAUUCUUGGAGGGAAGCAUGCAACCUCGUUGUUGUUAUUUAAUCUGAAGAUAUUGAAGCUGGCACAAGAAAGAUGAAGAUUCAAGCAGAACCUACCUUGCCGAUAUACCUCAAGUUUACUGAGGUAUGCUACAAGGUGGUUAUUAAAGGAGUAACAUCAACAAGAGAGAAGGAAAUUUUGACCGGAAUCAGUGGUUCUGUUGAUCCAGGAGAAGUUUUGGCCAUGAUGGGGCCGUCUGGAAGUGGAAAGACUACACUCCUCAGCCUGCUUGGAGGAAGAAUAAAAGAGCCAACAGGAGGCUCAAUCACCUACAAUGAACAACCAUACUCAAAGCUUCUAAAGAGCAGGAUAGGAUUCGUGACUCAAGAUGACAUACUAUUUCCUCACUUGACAGUGAGAGAAACACUAACAUAUGCAGCUCGCCUACGACUGCCAAAGACUUUGACAAAGGAGGAGAAAGAAAAAAGAGCCAUAGAUGUGAUAUACGAGUUGGGACUAGAGAGAUGCCAAGAUACCAUGAUUGGUGGCUCCUUUGUUCGUGGAGUUUCAGGGGGAGAAAGAAAGCGUGUUUGUAUCGGAAAUGAGAUCAUAAUUAAUCCAUCCCUACUAUUCCUUGAUGAACCCACAUCGGGUUUGGACUCUACAACAGCAUUAAGGAUGGUUGAGAUAUUACACGAUAUAGCUGAGACUGGAAAGACAGUGAUCACAACAAUCCAUCAACCAUCCAGCAGACUUUUCCACAAGUUUGAUAAGUUGAUUCUUCUUGGCAAAGGGAGCUUACUUUAUUUUGGGAAGGCAUCUGAAGCAAUGGUCUAUUUUUCAGCUAUAGGCUGUUCGCCUCUGAUUUCAAUGAAUCCAGCAGAGUUCCUGUUAGACCUUGCAAAUGGAAACCUUAAUGACGUUUCUGUUCCAUCAGAGUUGGAGGACAGAGUGCAGAUCGGGAAUUCAGAUAGAGAAACAGGAAACGGAAAGCCAACACCAAUAGUUGUGCAUGAGUAUCUUGUGGAAGCCUACGAAACACAAGUGGCUGAGAGUGAAAAAAAGAAACUUAUGGCCCCCAUGAUGAUAGAUGAAGAGUUGAAGUCUAAAGUCUUUUCUAUAAAUAGAGAGUGGGGAGCAAGCUGGUGUGAACAAUACUCCAUAUUAUUUUGGAGAGGACUUAAAGAACGGCGGUAUGAUUAUUUUAGCUGGUUGAGAAUCACUCAAGUAAUUGCAACUGCACUUAUCUUGGGUAUGCUCUGGUGGCAGUCUGGUGGUGAUAGUCCUAAACAAAUGCGAGAACAGUCGGGGUUGCUGUUCUUCAUUGCUGUGUUCUGGGGGUUUUUUCCAGUUUUCACAGCAAUCUUCACAUUUCCACAAGAAAGGGCAAUGCUGAACAAGGAACGAUCUGCUGACAUGUACAGAUUAAGCGCAUAUUUUUUGGCUAGAACCACCAGUGAUAUUCCACUGGAUCUUAUACUGCCAGUGCUCUUCCUUUUAGUGGUAUAUUUCAUGGCAGGAUUGAAACAUGAAGCUGAUGCCUUCUUCCUAACUGUGCUUACAACUUUCCUCUGCAUUGUAGCAGCUCAGGGAUUAGGACUAGCAAUAGGGGCUACACUAAUGGAUUUAAAGAAGGCAACCACUUUGGCCUCUGUUACUGUAAUGACCUUUAUGUUAGCUGGUGGAUAUUUUGUAAAGAAAGUACCAGUAUUUAUAUCAUGGUUGCGGUACCUAUCCUAUAACUAUCAGACGUACAAACUCCUUCUAAAGGUUCAAUAUAAGGAGAAAAAUGACUGGGUGGACGGAAUUAAAGUAGGAAGCGGUGUAAAGGAAGUAUGUAUACUACUAGCUAUGGUUUUUGGCUACCGGCUCCUAGCAUACAUCUCUUUGCGGAGAAUGAAGCUUCACUCAGGUGCUUAGAUGAUGCAAAUGAUGGUUCAUUUCAAACUAAAGAACUAGUCUAUGCAGCUUCCACUGAUUAUAGAGGUACCUGAUUCUGAUAUAAGUUGCAGCACAAGGAAAGAAGAUUUGGCUGCAGUGCCUGAUUAAGUUUUAAUUUUUCGUUUUUCUGUUUACCUCUACGCAUAGUUGUAAAUUUUUAAAUCUACGAGAAACUAGAAACAGAAAUGAACUGUAUGUAGAAUAUUCCCACAGAUGCUGAGAUGGAGAUCAUAUUCAUGUUACUCCUUUAAAAUUUUGGUUC